AUGACUUCCAACAAUGACGUGACUUGUACGAAGGACAGUCGACGUCCUCCAGGAACCGUUCCACUCGAACGAGACAACUUACGACGAAUCGCCGUCUUUGAGAUCCUCGAAUCAAUCCUCUACUCACGUAUACAUCCUCUACACAGCAUAAUAUAUCAUCCCAAGUACUCCUACGGCCGUUCUCAUCCAGGCCUCAUGACUCGUCUUUCGUAUUGGAGUGAUUGGGAAACCAAAGUGUUGGACACAUCGCCCCUUGAGCACGCGGCUGCUCUAAACUCUUCGCAGAAAGCAAAUUACGGACAGAACCAUACAUCCCUUCGGUUCGCGACAUCUGCUUUGCUUUGGGUGGUUGUGGGCACUUAUGUCAUCUCCUUCCUCAUCUGCCUCGGUACGAGUUUCCGAAGACCACAUGGCCAACGGGUCUUUCACUAUAUAUUCACGAUCUCCCUCCUCUCUGCGGCUAUCCACUACUUUACUCUUGCCUCUCUCUUUGAGAGAAUAUCCAAGCUCUAUUGGCCCAACUUGGCUGCACUUGGUGGGGCACGCCGGGAUGAAUCUAAUGAGAUGCAUAUGGCUGAGUCUGCCUACCUCUUCAAAAAAGUCACAUAUGGAGCCAUGGUGCUCGCAUUGGGGUUGUUGAGCGGUGUGCCAUGGGCCAUGAUCAUCUACAACAUCGCUCUCGCGUGGAUCUGGAUACACUCAUAUCUGGUCUUCCUCACGUCUAACAUGUGGGAUACAUGGCCACAAACCUACCUUGAAUCCUUCGCAUGGGGGUUCUUUGCCUUCGGUACCAUUGCCUGGCUCAUAUUAGCCUCGAAUAUCCUCGGUCACGGCAGAGAGAGCGCAGUCAGAUUGGGAGGCCACCGCCAUUACGAUUUUCUAUCCAUUUGGGCGGUGACGACGUGGUUCCUUUGGAACUUAACCAUUGUCUCGAGUAUCAGAGAUACCGGGAUCAGCCUCGACGUCAUGGACUGUUUUUUUGGGCUAGCCUUUGUUGUCGCCGAUAUUAUGAUGACACCGAUCGCUGCAUGGCUAUUUUGCCAUUCAUCCCACACUCUUGACCACAACAAGCGCGCGAUAUCUGACAGGGUUCACGACGAUGGACGCGAUCCUGAGGGUUCGACUGUGGCACCGGCACGUGGCACUGAUCAUCAACCAGAAACCUCGACCCCGUUCACCCUCCGACAAUACUUUCAUAGGCACCCUCCGACGAUACUUUCAUAG
Pestalotiopsis fici W106-1 is the source of this 1224-nucleotide messenger RNA. RefSeq lists its product as uncharacterized. NCBI's taxonomy places the organism in Eukaryota, Fungi, Ascomycota, Sordariomycetes, Amphisphaeriales, Sporocadaceae. The coding region runs from base 1 to 1224 and encodes 407 amino acids. The transcript is spliced from 3 exons. Gene Ontology annotation, cellular component: endoplasmic reticulum; plasma membrane. The record is from RefSeq and is a predicted model, not a curated record.